AUGUGGAAAGUUCUUUGGCCAGCUGAGGCUGAGGUUGGUGCCGAUGCAGCAGAAAAGGCAGAGCUCGAGGCAGUCACGUGCAAAGACAUGAGAUUGCUGGUUGAGCAGGAGUUCCAGAAGUUCCGCGUCGUGCUGAUGAAUGACCUUCAGCAUUUGUUGUGUGACCUCAAGGUUCCACUUGGAAGCUGCGAGUCACCGACUCGAUGCGACGAGGAAAGCUUCUGCAAUCUCAGGGAAGGUUCCCCGAACGGCUCCCCGGAAGCACGCAAGAAGCGGCGCAGGAAGAAGGUGUUGAAGGUGGUGAAAGUGCAGACGGUGCAGCACCACCACCUGGAUAAUGAUGCAGACACCGUGCCAAGCUCUGCAGUGGCUCGAGAUAGACCCUCAGCACGCGAGGCCAAGCCGGACAUCACCCAAUCUGCCACUUCCCUGGAAGACGAGUACGAAGCGGACUGGGCGAAGCUCGGGGAUGAGACCGUCGCUGAGGCUUUGAUGUCCAUGAGCGUGGCGGAUGCCCCAUCACAGGGCCCGAGUGACGAUUGCCAUCCAAUGGCUCCCACGCUUGAGCUUCCCACCGCCAAAGCAGAGACAGCUGGCAAGCUCGUGCUGGAGACGUGUGUGUUGGAUAAGGAGGUCAAGAAACGGCUCGAAUGUGAGAAAUGUCUGCCAUGCGCCGAGAACUUCGUGGAGAUUUGUACAUACCUUCCGAUCGGUGACCUGCUAUCACUUCGCGUUGCGUCCAGGAACAUCAUCCCAACUCAGGCUUAUGUGGCUCACAUGAUGCUGCGGCUAUCCUUGUUGGACCCAUCGAAGAGCCCGGUGUCAAACGUGGGCUAUAUGCUGGCCUUGACGGACGACCAGAAGAGGAUGCUGAAAGCAUUCAAAAAAGAGUUCGAACAUCGUCGAAAGAGCCUCCUUGCUUUGGUGAUGCUGAGCCGCUUUUUCUUCACUGACUCUCCGAUGCAGCUCCUGCAGCUCCUGCUGAGCAUCCUCCGGUGCUUGUCCCCACAAGGCUCUGAACAUGAGGAAACGCGCGCAAUGAGGGAGGCUGGUGCUCUGCAUCUGCUGAAAAUCCUUGGAAAAAGCCUCGACAUCGAUCCGGAUACUGUCCUGAAGAUGCGGGACUUGGGCAAUCCACACUAG
Symbiodinium sp. CCMP2592 is the source of this 1143-nucleotide messenger RNA. NCBI's taxonomy places the organism in Eukaryota, Dinophyceae, Suessiales, Symbiodiniaceae. The record is from the annotation of a GenBank genome assembly.